AUGCAUUUUCUUCUACGAUUUGCAUUUACAAUUUCCUUGUGUGAUGGUUGGUCCGUUGGAUUGUCAUCGUACAGUCUACGAACACAGAGUUGGCGUAUACAAAGUUCAAAGAAUAUUCGUGGUAAAGAUCAGCAAGCUUAUGAAAUUCGAUCUGGUCGUCAGCGAGAAGAUUUAAACUACAAUCCUUUGUGGAAUUCUGGAAAAGUUAUAUCUAAUUCGACAGUAGUCCUAUGGGCAGGACCACGAUUAGCGUCGACAGAAAGAGUUUAUUGGCGAAUAUGUCUCUGGAAUACGGAUGAAAAUAUCUCUGCAUGGAGCAAAGUAUCAGUAUUUGAAAUUGGUCUUCGACAUAGAUAUGAUUGGGAUCCGGCAGUUUGGAUCGAAAAUAAACAUUAUAUGACUGGAAGUUUAGGACAAUUUGUAGUAACAAUUAAUGGAAAGUUGGUUUCCAGUGGUGUUCUGAAUCGAGAAUACUUUGAUUGGAAUAAAACGUUCGAAUAUUCAACUUAUGAUGUAACGCCUGUUCUUCAAACUGGAGACAAUGUCUUAGGUGUAGCUUUGGGAAAGGUAUCUACAGAGCAGAGAAACCCUUAA
This is a messenger RNA of Adineta ricciae, 594 nucleotides long. NCBI's taxonomy places the organism in Eukaryota, Metazoa, Rotifera, Eurotatoria, Adinetida, Adinetidae. The record is from the annotation of a GenBank genome assembly.